AUGGUGACCACUGCGAGCGUAUUUCUUAGUGGUGUGCGCAGCCGUAAUAGCGUAAUUGAAGAUGUUGCUAUCGAUGAACUGGGAGAAUUAGCGCACUCUGCCAACGGAAAGGCGGAUGCGUCUGCACAGGGUAACACACAGAGUACCCAGUCGCAAGGAACCGCUGCCGAGGCACCUAGUCAGGAGGGAGUAGCAAAAAAGAAACGUAAACUUAAGAGGCAGCGUUCAGAUAGUGAUUCUGAUGAAGAAGAAAAAGCAGCUGCCGCCGCGGCGGCGGCAGCAGCCGCGGCGGCUGAACGCCUCGCCCGUGAGGAGCAGCGCAAGCGUAAAGUCAUAAUAGAGAACCUAGAAGCGCUUGACUCUUUCCUGAAGAUUUCAAAAAAUAUGAUUAAAGCAGCUGUUUCUGGCAUGAGCGGUGACUCGGGAGAAGGCGAGGAGCAGAUACGAGGUGCCAUAGCGCAUGGUAGCUGCACAUUCAUCCGAACUCACGCCGAUUUGAAGGUAUUCGAGGCAGCAGAUAAGUUCAAGAAUUUAAAGUUAUAUCAACAAUGCGGCGUGCAAUGGUUGUCCUUGCUACAUUCCGUAGAAAAUGCCAAUGGUAUCCUAGCAGAUGAGAUGGGUCUCGGUAAGACGGCACAGGCAGGAGUCUUCCUUAGUUACCUUUAUGAAUCAGAUAUAUCUGCACCUCCUAAAGACUUUAAGUCCACACUUAAAGGAGAUGGCACUAGUAAGAGGUCGUCUCUCAUUUUGGUACCUUCCUCGGUCCUAGAUAAUUGGUGUAAAGAGCUGGGGCGCUGGGCCCCCAACCUAAAGAAUCAUAUAGUCAAAUACCAUGGACCACCUGCCAUGAGGUUCAAAAUUGCCUGUGAUGUCGUAGAAGAUGUCAAUAAGGGCUCUUUUGUGAUACUUAUCUCCACAAUGCCGACAGUUUCUUCCAAAGAGGAUAUCCGACUUCUACGUGGGCUGCGUGAGUUCGAGUACAUGUUGGUAGACGAAGCCCAUGCGCUCAAAAAUAGCGAAACUAUUGCCUAUCGCAGACUAAAUGUCUCCUUCAAUAUUAGACACCGGCUACUCCUCACCGGUACACCAGUACAAAAUAGCCAAAGUGAAUUAGGCAACCUUAUACAAUUCGCUAUGCCUGAAACUUAUGACCAAAUCAAAAUUAAUGCGGGAAUCAAUUAUCUCAUCUCGAAUUAUGACGAUGCCGUCGCGGAGUUCCCCGACCUUGCGUCACUGGUAGAACCAGCUGAAAUAGAAGCUUAUAAACGUUCUCAACCCGCUGCUAAACCAAAACCCACAGGAAGACGUGCUCGUAAAUGCAAAGGUGUUGUAGAUGCCGUUAUUAUGGCGCAGAAGUUGAAGGAGUCGAGUAACGGCAAAAUAACUCCAGAUAAAGAAGGGGCCGCGACCGGUUCCGCCGAUGAUUGUGAUGCCACACAACUGGUCGAGACGGCCAGGUCUGAUGAAGAUACUUCUGAAAAUGUUGUGGGAACAUCGUUGGUAGGUCAAGCUUCGCAAGAUGCAGUGACCCAGCAACCUGUGAUCCAAAGUGACCAAAAUCCAAUCGAUAAUACCUCUGAUGAGGAGAAGUCGGAAUCUGGUCAAGACCCUGAUCUGGAUGCCAUAGAAGGGUCACAGUCUGAUGCCAGGAUGGAUCCAUCAAUCCGUGUGCUCCAACGGCUUAUUGCACCAUUCAUCCUACGCAGGAGGAAGCGUACUGUUAUGCAUGAGCUUCCGCCUAAACAUACGUUUGUGGUACGUUGCAAAAUGACAGGUAUCCAACUUGAGCUCUACUUGAAAGAGGUAGAUACUAAGGUUGAGCAGAACCGUGAUGUGCUGGCCCCAAAGUACAAAGUGACCGAAAAUGAUAUGCGUAAUGUAUGCAAUGGUAGUUCUAAAAAUUACGCAUUAGGUCGUCGUGACGAUAUUCUAGUCAAAUCGCUUAUUUUCAGGAUGCGUCGAAUAUGUAACCACCCGCUGCUAAUCGGUGGCGCUUUUUAUAAGGAGGAGCUUUUGAAAAAGUUGAUCAAAUUCUAUGCAUUAAAGGUGGAAGGGUUCAAGGAGAACCCUAUAGACCGUGUGGACAAAGAGAUACGUAGCUGGAGUGAUUUUGAAUUACACCGUUCUUUAGAAUCGUUACUUUCGUUUGAGCCACGAUUAGAACGAUACAUGAUCCCGAAGGAACAGUUUAUGGCAUCGGCCAAAGUGAAUGAACUGUUUAAAAUCAUUGAGGGUGUUGAGGCCAAGAAGGGCAAAGCAUUGGUAUUCUCUCAGUUUACCAUGUACCUCGAUCUACUGGAGGAAUGCCUGAGGCUUAAUAAGCCUCAUCUAUCAUUCCUAAGGUUAGACGGUGGAUAUGAUCCGGCAUCUAGGACAGACGUCGUUGAUCGUUUUACCAACGAUGAGAGUGUGACCCUGAUGCUUAUUUCCACCAAGGCCGGUGGCAUAGGUCUGAACCUUACCGUGGCCUCCACGGUAGUUUUGAUGGAUCAGGAUUGGAACCCUCAUAAUGACGCACAGGCAGAAGAUCGAUGCCACCGUAUCGGACAGACACAGCCCGUUGAGGUGUACAAACUUCUCUGUGAAGGAACUAUAGAGGAGUAUGUAAUGGAAUGCUGCCAACGGAAGCUGAUGCUUGACGAUGCGUUUAGUGGGAGAGCUACUGCCAUGGAUUCUUAA
Babesia sp. Xinjiang is the source of this 2679-nucleotide messenger RNA. RefSeq names its product ATP-dependent helicase fft2 (gene fft2). Gene Ontology annotation, molecular function: ATP-dependent chromatin remodeler activity; DNA binding; chromatin binding. Gene Ontology annotation, cellular component: nucleus. Lineage: Eukaryota; Apicomplexa; Aconoidasida; Piroplasmida; Babesiidae. The transcript has 3 exons. The record is from RefSeq and is a predicted model, not a curated record. Bases 1 to 2679 code for a protein of 892 amino acids.